GGCCAGCGUGCGGAAGGUCCAGAAUGCCGUCAUGAACUAUACCGAGAUGGAGUCCAAGGUAGCCAACCCCUGCACAGCAGACGAGCAGCACACUUGACCGCGCACCUGACAGACGGACCACUGACACUGGCGCAGGUGCGCGAGGCCACGAACAACGAGCCGUGGGGCGCCUCUUCGACCCAGCUGCAGGAGAUUGCCAAUGGCACUUUUAACUAGUAUGUUCCCCUGAGUAUCGUGCUCCAGCAUGCUCUCCUGUCGCCGUCACCAUCCCACAUACCCUGUCACGCCGCUCACCGUCUUGCUCCAGCCAAACGCUCAACGAGAUCAUGCCCAUGAUUUACCGUCGGUUCACGGAAAAGUCGGCUGAGGAGUGGCGUCAAAUCUACAAGGCUCUGCAGCUGCUCGAAUACCUGAUCAAGCACGGCUCGGAACGCGUCAUUGACGACGCCCGGUCCCAUCUGACGCUGCUGAAGAUGCUUCGUCAAUUCCACUUCAUUGAUGCGAACGGGAAGGAUCAGGGCGUCAAUGUGAGGCACCGCGCCAAAGAGCUCGCCGAGCUCCUCAACGAUGUGGAGCGCAUCCGAGCCGAACGGAAGAAGGCGCGGGCCAACAAGCAAAAGUUUACGGGCCAUGCCGGCGGCUCCGCCAGCAGCACCGGCCGCUACGGCGGAUUUGGGAGCGACACUGCCGGAUACGGCGGCGGUGGCAGCGGCGGCGGCAACUCGAGCUACGGCGGGUACGCGAGCGAGGUGUAUGGGGACGGCGGGGGCUUUGGCGGCCAGGCCAGCGAUUUCCGCGACACGCAGUCCCGAGGAGACAAGUUUGAAGAAUACGACGAGUUUGACGAGGGAGAUCGGCCCGCUGCUGCGUCGAGCGCGAACAGAGUUGCACGUGCCACAACAGAGAGAGCUGCUGCCGAGAAGCUAGCUGAGCCGCCUAAGAAGAAGGAACCCGAGGUUGAUUUGUUCGACUUUGACGAGCCGGGUGCGGCGUCAAUCUCGGCUGCUCCCCUCACUGCGCCAGCGAGCUCAGGAUUCGGGGCAAUCUCGGCGGCCGCUAAUGACGACGACGAGUUUGACGAUUUCCAGUCGGCGGCCCCUCCAGCCCCGGCAGCCGCGCCUCUACCCUCAUUCGGCGGCGCACUUCCGCCACCGCUCGCACCGGUGAGCGCCACGCAGUUUGCAGCUCCCAAGCCGGUGUCUGCGCCGCAGCAAGCCAACCUCAGCGGCAUGGUCGCGCUCUCUUCAAUCUCCCCGCCGCCCAGCUCGGCAAACUUCUCGGCCUUCGCCACGCCGUUGACGGCCACAUCCAUUGCGACACCAGCCGCCAAUCCCACAUCCUAUCAACCGGCCAAGCCCAACUACUUUUCAUCGGUACCACUACCAGCCACCCAGCAAGUCGGGCUUUCGUCCGGGCUCGGAGCACCCAAGCCUGCUGGACCCGCGGCGUCGAGGCCGGCUGCUGGCGGCGACGUCUUUGGCGCUCUGUGGUCGCAAGCGAGCGUGGGCAUCAAGAAGAGCGCGCCAGUCGGCGCCGGCCCCGCCUUAGGCCAGCUGGCCAAGGAGAAGAGCACCGCUGGGAUCUGGGGCGCUGCGCCUGCUUCCACGCCUGCCCAAAUGAAGCCCUACGGAAGCUCUACGAGUGCCAGCAACGACCUGAACGAUCUGCUUGGCUAAGUCGACUUUGGGCUAUAAACUUACAUCUCGACACGCGCUGUGCCGAUAUGGCUGCGGGGAGGAGCAGGACCAGAGUCACCAUGUCACAGCGAGACCGUGUCACCCAAAAUUUUAUUCUGUUUCUAGCCUUUGCUCUUUCUGUGUACGGCGGGACUGAAAUUGGAAUGAUGUAGGGGUUAACGGGGCGUA
Molecule: messenger RNA, 1865 nt
Organism: Lasiosphaeria miniovina
Lineage: Eukaryota; Fungi; Ascomycota; Sordariomycetes; Sordariales; Lasiosphaeriaceae
Exons: 2
Coding region: 327-1676 (449 amino acids)
Biological process (GO): endocytosis; Golgi to endosome transport
Cellular component (GO): clathrin vesicle coat; plasma membrane; endosome
Molecular function (GO): phospholipid binding; clathrin binding
Source: RefSeq, a predicted model, not a curated record